Messenger RNA from Strongylus vulgaris, 500 nucleotides. Lineage: Eukaryota; Metazoa; Nematoda; Chromadorea; Rhabditida; Strongylidae. The record is from the annotation of a GenBank genome assembly.
AUGCAAAUGCGAAUUGGUAGCUUAAUUCAGAAUGGCAUCGUCGAAGGUCAACGAUUCGCACUCAGUAGCGAUCUGUGGAGAUACGCAAAAGCCACUGUGCACUGUGACCUUCUGAUCACAUUCAAGUCGAAUCAAGAAGAGGCGCAAAUGCGAGAUGUGGUCGCAUGGCUGGUUGAUCUUAUCAAAACACAUGAACCACAGCUGAAAAUAGAAGUGCGACAUCACAAUUUGAAAAACUGCUAUGCACUAUAUUUGACAGCCAACUACAAAAGCUUAUUGAAAGGAGCCGAACUUUGCCAUAUCAAAAAGAAUGUGAAAAGUCAUUUUGGGGGAGGACUUCGAGAGUUCUCAUUUGAAGAAGCCCAGUGUUUUGCGGGCAUCGAAGGACGCAAUACUUUUCUAACGGAUAUGGAACGGUCAUUUAUUGGUAAGUUCAAUUUAUUCACCAACAAAAUUUUAGGUCAAAUCUCACCCUAUCUGAACAAAAAGAUCUGUUAGAU